UCAUAAUUUCUUGACUUGCAGAGGAGACCGGUCCCACCUGGAGGAUUCAUCCCAGACAUGAGGCUCUGUGUCUGGCCUGGAGCUCAUUGUCUCCUGCCUGUCCUGGUUCUUCUGACUGUCCUCCAUGUCAAAGCGAACCAGCACCAAUCCAAGGAGAGACACUACUACAUUGCUGCUGUGGAGAUUGAUUGGAACUACUCUGACAAUGAGACAAGCUGGUUCAAUCCCACCUAUAAGAAAGUGGUGUUUCGGGAGUAUGAGGAAGGCUUCAGACAGGCUAAGACACAUCCAUCCUGGUUAGGCCUCCUUGGACCCACCCUGAGGGCUGAGGAGGGGGAUACCAUUGUUGUCACCUUCAGAAACAUGGCGAGGGAGCCGUACAGUCUCCACCCGCAUGGCGUGUCUUAUGGGAAACAGUCAGAGGGAGCCAACUACUUUGACAACACGUCAUUGAAAGAGAAAGAGGACGACAAUGUGCACCCUAACCGUGAACAUGUGUACACCUGGGAGGUGACGCGGGAUGUUUCUCCAAAGCCCAAUGACCCCACCUGCCUCACCUACACCUACACCUCCCACCAAGACGUGGUAAAGGACUACAACUCGGGCCUCAUUGGCGCUUUGCUCGUCUGCAAGCCUGGCAGUCUUGAUGAGUCAGGGAAACAGGUUGCCGUCCACCAGGAGUACAUUUUUCUGUUUGGGGUUUUUGAUGAGAAAGAGAGCAAGUACAGUCCAAGCAAUCAAGCAGACAACCACGUUAAAUACACCAUCAAUGGAUACACAAAGGGAUCUCUGCCUGAUGUCAGGUUGUGUGCCCACGCCUCAGUGAGCCUGCAUCUGUUGGCUAUGAGCUCUGAGCCCGAGGUGUUCUCGGUGCAUAUGAACGGCCAAGUGCUGCAGCAGACCGGCCACAAAGUGUCGUCAGUUGGUCUGAUCAGUGGCUCCACCGCCACCGCCAGCAUGGUGGCUCUCUACACGGGACGCUGGCUGCUCUCGUCACACACCACGGAGCACAUGGAAGCUGGUAUGCAUGCCUUUGUGGAUGUGGAGAAGUGUGACGGCUUUGAAGAGCCCUCGAGGAGGAUGACCAUUGCUCAAAGAAAGCAAAGCAGGGAGUGGAAAUAUUACAUAGCUGCUGAGGAAGUCGUCUGGGACUACACACCAAACUUGCCAGAACAUGUGGAUGAGGACUUCAAGCUCCAGUACCUGAAACAGUCCUCAACACGAAUCGGGGGGAAGUACAAGAAGGUUGUGUACACUCUGUACAAAAACGAAUCCUUCACUGAAAGGUUACUGUCCAAGCAGAGGAGAAGUGAGCUGGGGAUCUUGGGCCCAGUGAUCAGAGCACAGAUCAGGGAUGUCAUCAAGAUUGUUUUCAAGAACAUGGCCUCCAGGCCCUACAGUAUCUACCCCCACGGUCUGACGAUAGAGAAGUCAGCGGAGGGAGUCAACUACCCAGAAGGAGGGAACCAUUCUCAUGGUGUUCAGCCGGGCGAAACACACACCUAUGUGUGGAGGGUGGUUGAGGAGGACGAGCCUUUGGAGGGAGAUUCCCGAUGUCUGACCCGCAUGUACCACAGUGCAGUGGACACACCACGAGACAUUGCCUCAGGGCUGAUAGGACCCAUCCUCAUCUGCAAGAGUCAGUCCCUCAAUGUCAGAAACGUGCAGUUGAAAGCAGACAAGGAGCAGCACGCCGUAUUCGCUGUGUUCGAUGAGAACAAGAGCUGGUACCUGGAGGACAACAUUCGUCAGUAUUGCGAUCGAUCCAAAGUCAACAAGGCAGAUCCAGACUUUUACAAGUCCAAUAUUAUGCACACAAUUAACGGUUAUGCCUUUGAGAGCGGGCCACUCUUGGGCUUCUGCAAUGGAGAAGUUGCAACGUGGCAUGUAUCCAGCAUUGGAGCACAAGAUUACAUCCAGACAGCAACUUUCUAUGGCCACCCAUUUGAGAUGAAUGAGAGGACAGAGGACAUUCUUAGCCUCUACCCCAUGACUGGCGAGAGCAUAACGAUGAACAUGGACAAUAUUGGCAUCUGGCUCCUUGUUUCCCUGAAUUCCCAUGAAACAACCAAAGGGAUGCGUGUUAAAUUUCGGGAUGUUGAGUGCUAUCGCGACUACCAAUACAACUAUGAAGAUGUUGGUUCACUACCAAACAAUGAAUUUACUGAGUGGAAGCCCCCAACCUGGGAAGACAUUAAAACUAAGGACGAGCUAGAAAAAGAAAAAGAAAAAGAAAAAGAAAAAGAAACAGAGACGAAGUUUGAUGACUACACAGACAAUUUUGCAGAAGAAUUAGGUCUCAGGUCUCUGAGAAACCAGUCUGCUGACUCUGAUGUGGAGAAACUGGAUCUCUCUUUCCUUGACUAUGGUGCUGUUGAUGUGCUUGACACAGAUAGGAAUAUCAGCCUUAAUGUCAAGGAAACAAGGAAUGAAACUAAGAUCUGGGAACUAGUCAAUAGCUUAAACUUUACAGGAGUUUCUGACAUUGAGAAUACGGCUGCUACAGUAUACAUUGCUACAGCAUCACCACUGGCUGGAAAUGUAUCUCCAGAGCCUACCAGUCUUUCUGCACCAUCACCAGAAACUAGUCCUACUGAACAACCCACAAAGGCUAUAAGUGUUACUGCAUUUUCAGCAGAAUCUGACAAUCCAACUACAUCCAGUCUUACUGCAUUAUUGCCAGACUCUACCAGUCCGACUGUAUCAUUGCCAGAGUCUGCCAAUGUUAUUGCAUCCACUGUUAUCACAUUAUUACCAGAACCUACAAAUCUUGCUGCACCAUAUCCAGAAUCCACCAAUCUUACUGCAUCUAAUCUUACUACAACAUCUCAAGAAUCAACCAAUCUUACUGCAUCCAUUCUUAGUACAUCAUCUCCAGAAUCUACCAAUCUUACUGCAUCCAAUUUUAGUACAUCAUCUCCAAAAUCUACCAAUCUUACUGCAUCCAAUCUUACUACAUCAUCUCCAGAAUCUACCAAACUUAGUCUCACAAUGUCAAGAAAUUUAACUUCCAUCUCGGAAACUGAAAUGACAACUGAAGAUAGAAGGAUAACAGUCAACACAAACUUUGUUGAGGACUAUGAAGAGAGACUCACCAGAGGGGAUGUGUUCUCUUACUCUGUGCAUCAGUCCAAGUCCAGCAUCGACGGUCUCAACAGCAGUGUGUCGGCAGAUGCAUCAAACCAUUCCUUGUCAACAGUUAAUGCUGAAGAGGUUUACAUCAGCAAGAUGGGGAGAGACAACUUGGUCAUCUUUGAUUUGGUGUCAGAUAGUUCAGCAGAAGAAAGUGGUGACGGCUCUUUGGUUACCAAGGAAGCAGCAGAGCAUGGUCUCCAACUGAAUUCCUCUGAGGUUGCGUCUAUUCCAACCAAUUCCAGUCGUGAAAAUGGAACAAAUAUUUUGCUCCAAACUGGGUCUAUAAUAAAUGCCACCGUUGAUGUACCCACUUUAGAUUCACUAGGGAUGAGUAGUUCAGAGAAUAGAGAAAAUGUCUCAUCUGUCCCCAGAGAGUUGACCGACUCAUCCAUUGAAAGUAUCUCCAGUGAGAAAGGUAACCUAUCCAUCCCUGUUGUUGAAAUAGAAAAGAGCAGUUCUGAGGAGCUGAGUGCCUCAGACAGCAGUGAAGAAGUGAUUAUUUACUUAAAAGGAAACAAUACAGAGGUCAUUAAAACCACCUCACUCAAAAAACAAGGGCGUAACUGGACUUAUGAAGUAAAUGCACCAGUGGAAGCCGAUGAUAUUCCUGACCACAUGAAGAAAUACUUUGAGGAGACUCUUCAAACGACGCCACCUCCAAAGAAGAAAAUCAAGACUGUGAACCUCCGUCAAAGACCACCUAAGGGCAAAGGUCUGAAAACAAGGAAGAGGAAGGAGUACAAGCCUCAGGCCAGGAGUGGUUUACCAUUUUCUCCUCGUGGGUUCAAUCCAGGCAUGAGCCCUCGUGGUGCAAGACCCAGUGUACCACAACCUGUCUCUGAUGAGGAGCAUUUCAUUAACAUGCCCGUGGUCAUUGGAGUGCCCCGGCCUGAUUUCAGUGAUUAUGAGUUGUAUGUUCCUGGGGAAGAACCUGAUCACCUAGAGAUGGAAGAACAAAAUGUGAAUGCAAAUGAAUAUGAGUAUGUGAUGUACAAUGAUCCCUACAGUGGUCAUGAGGAUGUGAAGAACCUCAACAUAGCCGACACCAUCAAAUACCUUAAGUUCUCAGGUCCGAAUGUUAAGACUUAUUUCAUCGCUGCAGAGGAGGUUAAGUGGGACUAUGCUGGCUACGGGCAAAGGAGGCCAGAGAAGUCUCAACAAAACACCAGAGAAACCAAGUUCACCAAGGUGGUGUUCCGAGGUUACUUGGAUAGCAGCUUCUCCACACCUGACAUCCGAGGAGAGCUAGAUGAGCACCUGGGAAUCCUGGGGCCACUCAUUAAAGCCGAGGUUGGACAAACCAUCAUGGUGGUGUUCAGGAACAAUGCCAACCGUCCAUACUCCAUACACCCUAAUGGGGUUUCCUACACCAAGCAGACAGAAGGUCUGUCCUACGAGGAUGGUUCCAAGCACUGGUACACAUACGACAAUGAGGUUAAACCCAAUACCACCUUUACAUAUUUAUGGAAAGUUAGUUCUAUGGUUGGGCCAACAAACGAAGAGUCAGACUGCCGAACAUGGGCGUAUUAUUCAGGUGUCAAUCCUGAAAAGGAUAUCCACUCUGGCUUGAUUGGGCCUUUGCUUGUGUGUCGGAAGGGCACCCUGGAGAGGACGUCAACAGACACAAGGGAGUUCACGCUGCUUUUUAUGACCUUUGAUGAGUCGCAGAGCUGGUACCAUGAGGAGAACCGUGAAAUAAUGCUAAGGAAACUCCGAAGGAGAUUUAUGGAUAACAGUCUCAAGGAAAACCUCAAGUUCCACUCCAUCAAUGGAAUUACAUACAGCCUUAAAGGCCUGAGGAUGUACACCAGUCAGAGGGUGAGCUGGCACUUGAUCAACAUGGGUUCCCCAAAAGACUUCCAGAGUGUCCACUUUCACGGACAGACAUUUCUUCACAAGAAGACCACCAGCUACAGACAGGCUGUCUACCCUCUGCUACCUGGGAGUUUUGCUACUCUGGAGAUGUAUCCAUCCAAACCUGGCCUGUGGCAGCUGGAGACAGAAGUUGGUUUCAACCAGCAGAAGGGCAUGCAGACCCUUUUCCUGGUUAUAGAUAAUGAGUGCUACCAUCCACUUGGUCUAGAGUCAGGCAGCGUGAAAGAUGACCAGAUCACAGCAAUCGACACUAGAGGACACUGGGAACCGUCUUUGGCCAGAUUGAACAAUGCGGGUAAAUACAACGCUUGGAGCACAGAGAAGAACAACAGCUGGAUUCAGGUGGAUUUCCAGCGGCCAGUUGUGAUCAGCCGGGUGGAAACACAGGGAGCCAAGCAGUUCCUCUCGCACCACUUUGUGCAGAAAUACACAAUCUCUUACAGCAAUGACCGAUGGAAGUGGAUCUUCUAUAAAGGCGACAGCAAGGAAUACAGGAAGAUGUUCACCGGUAACGAGGAAGCAUAUGCAACAAGCACAAACACUUUCUUUCCUCCCAUUAUUGCCCGGUUCGUUAGGCUUCACCCCAUCACUUGGUUCAACACGGCCACAGUCCGCAUGGAGUUCUACGGGUGUCAGCUGGAUGGCUGCUCUGUGCCUUUGGGGAUGGAGAAUCACCUGAUAGGAGAAAGUCAGAUCACAGCCAGCUCCAUGGCCACAAGCUGGUACUCGGGACCCUGGAGGCCUGCUCUUGCACGACUAAACCAACAAGGCACCAUCAACGCAUGGAGGGCUAAGUAUAAUGACAUGAACCAGUGGCUUCAGGUGGAGCUGCCUCAGAUUAAGAAGAUCACAGGUAUCAUAACGCAGGGAGCCAAGGCUCUGGGGAAAGAGAUGUACGUCACGUCCUACACUGUGCAGUACAGCAAUAAUGGGAUCCACUGGAACGAGUACGCAGAAGAUGACACCCAGCCUGUGAAGAUUUUUCAUGGGAACACAAACAACAACGACCACGUGAAGAACUAUAUCUUUCCUCCCAUCUUCUCGCGCUUCAUCCGAAUCAUCCCCAAAAUGUGGACGGGCUCCAUCACCAUGAGAAUAGAGCUGCUGGGCUGCGAUUUUGAGUGAUGCAUGUUUACUGUAGAUACUGAAUGAUCACAGGUCAGAUCAGCUGUGCACAUAUAUAAAUAAAUAUGUAAGCCUUAAAAAAAGACUUGCAUACUGCAGGUCCAGACAUAAGCACAACCACUAUACCACUAAACAGCUGUUAUAAUUAUAUAAUUAUAGGGAUUAAUACAUACAAACAUACAUAAAUGCAUUGCUUUGUUCAUUUGUGAAACUCAUUGUACAACCCGAGGAACUCGCUGCAGCAUAAAUUACAACUCCCGCAACUGUGAAAUUUGCAAUUUGAAGUUGCAAUCAAGAAAAAUAUGCACAGAAAAAUAAUGCAGUCUUUUACAAUGUACACGGUGCAAGUAACUUUCACCCAACUAUAUAUAGUUAGCUAUAGUAUUGCUGUCACUAGUCAGUGAAAUGCAAGUAGAAGAGCUUUAUCUGUUUUUGAAAUGCAUGUUGCAUUUUCAAGUUGUAGCAGUUUGUUUUGUGACAUUUCCGAAAUCAAUUUAAUUAAUGUAAAUAUGUAAGUAGAAGUCAUGUAAUUUAUUUUUUAAUAAAUGUGAUUUCCAUGCUCUCUAUUGGGCAAUCAGCUCCGUGAUGUAGGAUUAAAUGAGCAAAUGAGCCUUGUUUGCAAACAGAGAGCUUUGGCAUCCCAGGCAUGAGUAUUGGAGCACUGAUAUCUUCUCAUGGCGUCUUGGAAGGCGUCGCUUUUAGAACCUUGGCUGAGAUGGGUGUCGUUAAGCGGCGCCCAGGGGCCUCCAGAGUCAACAGACACGUGCAGCUGCAAACACAUGUUAUGCUGAUCCAUUUGCUGAUCAUGUCAAAGUAGGCACUUGAGGUGUGAAAGUCUCAGCAUGGCUGUAUUGCAAGCUACUGAUCCGUGAAGGCAAAUUACCUCACUGAUAGUUUUAUUGGGCAGCUGGCUGGAAACUGUUCAGCUGCCUGUCGGAGCAAAAAAAAAAAACAAAACAAAACAAACACUUCCUGUCUAAGAAACAUUUAACAUCAAAAACUAUACAGCAGCAGUUAAUGUGAUCAUUGCCUUAACAUGAGGAAUUAAUAUAAUAGAUAGAUAGAUUAAUCCAAAUAAUUGUAUUUGCCAAAACCCAAUGUCUACCUAUUGCCUACUGCUGCAGACAUUAUGCUGACGGUCUUCCUCAACAGACAAAUUUUUAUUACUUUGUACUCUGUAUUCACAAAACUGACAAUUAAGACUUGACCUGAAUUUUCGUUUCACUUACUCUUCUAAAAAAAGACUGUGAUAUGACUGAAAACACCUGUAACAACUGAAUAAAAAAAAAAUGUGACUGAUUUUA
Messenger RNA from Mugil cephalus (flathead mullet), 7439 nucleotides. RefSeq names its product coagulation factor V (gene f5). Gene Ontology annotation, molecular function: copper ion binding. The transcript has 25 exons. The coding region runs from base 58 to 6135 and encodes 2025 amino acids. NCBI's taxonomy places the organism in Eukaryota, Metazoa, Chordata, Actinopteri, Mugiliformes, Mugilidae. The record is from RefSeq and is a predicted model, not a curated record.